AUGCCCUGGCUCACUGGGCUUCAGCCUAUCAAUGUGAAAUCUGCUACAGGCAGUUUCGAGCCCAAGGCGCUGCCCGCCAACACAUGUCUUCCUUCUCAUGGAUAUUGGAGACAUUUUACCCCGUGCGAAACAUGCAAUCUUCUUUUCUAUGAUGAGGCAUCUCUACAUAGACAUAUGACCGAUGAGAACCACUACGAGCGUUAUUGUGUACCGUGUGACCGAUUUUUCGUGAAUCCUACCGGACUACGUACGCACCUACACUCAAAGAAGCACCGCGGAAAGAACGUCCUUUACCCAAUUUGCAACGCUAAAUUCGCCACAGCUAGCAGCACAACCUACCAUAUUGCGAGUGGUUUUUGUCUCAAGGCACCACAUAUGAAUCAAGAGACGCUUUUCCAGGCCAUCAGGGCUUCUGAUUCACGAGGCUGGGUUAUCAAUGUCCCGAUCAAGAUCGAAUGUCAAAAUGCGCAACUGGAUGGAGCUAAUAAUGCCCGAAUCAAUCAUAAUUGGAAAUGCCAUAUCUGCCACGGCGAUUUCGAGACAGUCCAAUCUCUCGAGGAGCAUCUGGAUUCCCCGGCUCAUCGGCGUGAGUAUUAUCACUGCCCCAAUACUCUAUGCGGGAGACGUUUUCCCACGCUGUCUGGUCUAUUCUCACACCUGGAGAGUGGGUCGUGUGCGUUCAUGCGGGUUGAGAAUGUGUUGGACCUGCACCGAGUACUACUGAAUGAUGUUGCUAUGGGAGACCAUAUGGGCUUGACUUGCUUCAAGGCGCUUAGUUCAAAAUAUUAA
Molecule: messenger RNA, 789 nt
Organism: Penicillium angulare
Lineage: Eukaryota; Fungi; Ascomycota; Eurotiomycetes; Eurotiales; Aspergillaceae
Product: C2H2-type zinc finger protein
Exons: 2
Coding region: 1-789 (262 amino acids)
Biological process (GO): regulation of transcription by RNA polymerase II
Cellular component (GO): nucleus
Molecular function (GO): DNA-binding transcription factor activity, RNA polymerase II-specific; RNA polymerase II transcription regulatory region sequence-specific DNA binding
Source: RefSeq, a predicted model, not a curated record